Molecule: messenger RNA, 1043 nt
Organism: Hermetia illucens (black soldier fly)
Lineage: Eukaryota; Metazoa; Arthropoda; Insecta; Diptera; Stratiomyidae
Product: aldo-keto reductase family 1 member B1-like
Exons: 6
Coding region: 4-939 (311 amino acids)
Cellular component (GO): cytosol
Molecular function (GO): aldose reductase (NADPH) activity
Source: RefSeq, a predicted model, not a curated record
AAAAUGAGUAAAGUUCCACAAAUUAAGUUGAAUAAUGGCGAGCUAAUGCCGGGGUUUGGAUUGGGCACUUACAAGAGCGUAGGAGGUGAUGGCAGACAAGCUAUCAAGGAUGCAAUUGAUUUGGGCUACAGACAAUUCGACACUGCGUUUUUCUACGAAAAUGAAGAUGAGGUAGGACAGGCUAUUAAAGAAAAAAUCGCUGAAGGUGUUAUAAAACGUGAAGACGCAUUUGUGGUUACAAAGUUGUGGAGCCAUUUUCAUGAUCCUGAUAAAGUGGAGCACGCUUGUCGCUUAUCGCUAGGCAAUCUUGGUCUAGACUACAUCGAUCUGUAUUUAAUGCAUUGGCCGUAUGGAUACGAAUAUGAAGGUGACAAAAUUAUGUUUCCAACCAAUGCUAAUGGAGAAAUUCGACUGAGCAAUGUCGACUACCUUGACACGUGGAAGGCUAUGGAAAAUCUGGUGUCACUCGGGCUCGUUAAAAGCAUUGGAGUUUCGAAUUUCAAUGAAAAACAAAUCGAUCGUUUGCUGAGUGCAGCAAAAAUUAAACCAGUCUGUAACCAGAUUGAAUACCAUCCUGGACUACAGCAAACUCAAUUGGUACAACAUUGCGUCAAUAAGGGCAUUGCGGUUACAGGAUAUUCACCAUUGGGCUGUCCCGACCCUUCAAGGGAUGUGCCUAAUUUUAUAACCAACGCAAAUGUGAAAGCCAUUGGCGCAAAGUAUAACAAAAGUUCCGCGCAGGUCAUUUUACGAUAUUUGGUGGAAAGCAAUGUGGUACCAAUACCCAAAUCUUCAAAAAAGCAUCGGCUUCUGGAAAAUAUCUCAAUAUUCGACUUUCAGUUGGAUGAAGAGGACCACAAAGCUCUGGCUGCACUUAAUAUAAACCAGCGAGUAUUCCCGAUGAGCCACGCAAGCAAGAGCCAAUAUUAUCCUUUUUAAAUGGUAAAGGUUAGUUUGCGCAGUUGUAUAUCACUAACUGAAAAGGAACUGAAUGAAAGAGAGAAAUCAUGGAAUUUUGUUUUAUUAAACACAAUUUCUUUAAU